Molecule: messenger RNA, 2074 nt
Organism: Trichomycterus rosablanca
Lineage: Eukaryota; Metazoa; Chordata; Actinopteri; Siluriformes; Trichomycteridae
Gene: gad1a
Product: glutamate decarboxylase 1a
Exons: 17
Coding region: 172-1950 (592 amino acids)
Biological process (GO): GABA biosynthetic process
Cellular component (GO): presynaptic active zone; cytoplasm
Molecular function (GO): pyridoxal phosphate binding; glutamate decarboxylase activity
Source: RefSeq, a predicted model, not a curated record
AAAUGCGCACCUGGUCCACCUCCUGAAAAUUUUCUGUCUGUGAAUUUGGAUAUUCUGUUUUUUACUGUCUGAAUCUGCGUUACAAGCGGAUGUGAUUGCUGGUCCUCAGUGGAACUAGAGUUUUAUCAGUGCGCUUUAGUUGAAGCUCCUCAGCCUUGUGUCUGUAGACUGAUGGCGACGUCGGCGGCUCCUUCCUCCUGCGGCGGCGGCGGCGGCGGCGGCGAGCCCAGCCCUAACAUGCCUAAUUUACGGCCACCUGCGUCAAGUUAUGACUGGAGUGGAGUGGCACAUGGAUGUACGAAGAAGCUCGGGAUGAAAAUCUGUGGAUUUCUACAGAAAAACAAUAAUCUCGAUGAGAAGAGUCAGAUUGUAGCUUCGCUGAAUGAACAGCAGUCACCAAAAAAGCUCGGUUUACAAGAUCCCCGCUUCAGCCGCAUUGAGGCCGACUUCUCCAACCUGUAUGCCAGAGAUUUGCUGCCUGCUAAGAAUGGUGAGGAGCCUACGAUCCAGUUCCUCUUGGAGGUGGUGGAAAUUCUCACUAACUAUGUGCGGAAGACAUUUGACAGAUCCACCAAAGUGCUGGACUUUCAUCACCCACACCAGCUGCUAGAGGGCAUAGAGGGUUUCAACCUCGAUCUCUCAGACCAGCCUGAGAGUCUUGAGCAGAUUCUAGUGGACUGUAGAGACACCCUCAAAUAUGGUGUCAGGACAGGUCAUCCCAGGUUUUUUAAUCAGCUGUCCACUGGGCUGGACAUCAUUGGCUUGGCUGGGGAGUGGCUUACUUCAACUGCAAAUACUAAUAUGUUUACAUAUGAAAUUGCACCAGUGUUUGUGUUAAUGGAACAGCUGACUCUGAAGAAAAUGAGGGAGAUUGUUGGUUGGUCAAAUGGUGAAGGAGAUGGAAUAUUCUCUCCAGGAGGAGCAAUCUCCAACAUGUACAGUGUGAUGGUAGCUCGGUAUAAGCAUUUCCCUGAGGUGAAGACUAAAGGCAUGAAUGCAGUGCCCAGACUCAUUCUGUUUACCUCUGAAUGUAGUCACUACUCCAUAAAGAAAGCCAGUGCCGCUCUUGGCUUUGGGACAGAGAACCUGAUUCUGCUGAGUACAGAUGAGCGAGGUAGAGUCAUUCCUGCUGAUCUGGAGGCCAAAGUCAUUGAUGCCAAACGGAAGGGCUACGUUCCUCUUUUUGUGAAUGCCACAGCUGGCACUACAGUAUAUGGUGCGUUUGAUCCCAUCAAUGAAAUUGCAGACAUCUGUGAGAAAUAUAACAUGUGGCUCCAUGUGGAUGGUGCAUGGGGAGGUGGACUACUGAUGUCCAGAAAGCACAGACACAAGCUCAACGGCAUUGAGAGGGCAAAUUCUGUAACAUGGAAUCCACACAAGAUGAUGGGUGUUCCGCUGCAGUGCUCUGCCAUUCUGGUCAGAGAGAAGGGACUUUUGCAGGGCUGCAAUUCAAUGUCUGCUGGCUACCUUUUUCAGCCUGAUAAACAGUACGAUGUCACCUAUGAUACUGGAGACAAGGCUAUUCAGUGUGGACGACAUGUGGACAUCUUUAAAUUUUGGCUCAUGUGGAAAGCAAAGGGUACCAUUGGGUUUGAGAAGCAUGUAGACCGAUGUCUGGAGCUCUCAGAAUAUCUCUAUAAUAAGAUCAAAAACAGAGAGGGCUUUGAAAUGGUUUUUCAAGGACAGCCACAACACACUAAUGUGUGCUUCUGGUACAUUCCACCAAGUCUGCGUGGUAUGUCAGAUGGGGAGGAGAGGAGGCAAAGACUCCAUAAGGUGGCACCCAAAAUCAAGGCCUUGAUGAUGGAGUGUGGCUCCACAAUGGUGGGCUACCAGCCUCAAGGAGACAAAGUCAACUUCUUCAGGAUGGUUAUUUCCAACUCCGCUGCCACCAAGUCAGAUAUUGACUUUCUGAUUGAUGAGAUUGAAAAACUGGGUCAGGAUUUAUAAAUGGAAAGCAAGAACAGUAAACUGGUCAGUAAACCAAGAACAAUGAUAACUGGCCCUUCAGAAUUACAAAGCAUUUCACCAGGCAUUAGCAUGAGUUCUGUUUAAUAACUGAGCAAAGGUUUAU